AAUGAGCAUUCUGUUAUGGUUAAGUUUUUUUUUUUGAGUUUAGUAGCUCACACUAGCUUUUGUAGCUAGUCAUUCAGCAUUUGUUGCUCAGCUUUUGUAGCGUUAACAACAUAUUUUGUUUAGUAUUUGUUACUAUACAAAUAUUAUUUAAGUUUUUGUAGCCCGAUUUUUAAAUUCCUUUAAUUGGCAAGACUAAUUUUGGUUUUUAAUUAAAAAUGGCUUUGAAAAAUAAAAUAAAUGAAAUAGCUCAAUUCAUUUGUUCUGAAUAUCCUGAUAUUGAUUAUAAUAAUUUAUCAAGGAGCCAUAGUUGUGUCAAGCACAUUUGCAUGGUCUUUUUUUAUGCAAAUAGAAACAAGGACAUGAGUAAAACUGUUAUUAAUUCUUUAAAAAAUGAGAAGUCUGCUUUGCGCAAACUCAUUACAUUAGUAAGGUGUGGUCGAACAGAAAAUGUCCCAUUAGAUUUAUGUGACUUGAGUAGCUCUAUGAACGACACUAAUGUGUUAGAAUGCUUAAGUAAAUAUAAUUAUUCAAGUAGAGAUUUCGAAAAAUACAAUAAAUCUGUUCUGAGUAAUGUGUGUAAAGAGUUAAAAAUAUCUACUGAUAAAAAAAAUUAUAUUAAAAUUCUUAAAAGAUGUAGGAAUAUAUUUAAUGUUAGUUGUCCACAAAAUUCUGCGGAUAGUUCAUUAAGUAAUGUUGAAAUACCUGAUAGCGAUGUUACAAUGUGGAGUACAAUCCAACCCAGCCCACUUAAAUCUGAUGAAACAAAGUGUUUAUGUACUUCAAUAAUGGAAUUUCCACUAACACAAAAUCCUAUUAUGGAAUAUUGUAGUAGUAAUGAAUAUCUUACAGUGAAUAGUUUUGAUUUAGUUAUCUCUGAAACUGUAAGUACGCUGGUGUCUGCGUCAGUAAACAGAAGUCUUGCUGUAAAAAGUCCUGCAAUAGGAGAUUUUGAUUUAAAAAGUGAAAUUAAUCACCAUAGUACUCUGGUAAAAGACUAUGGUAAUCAUAAUGUCACUCCUGUCAAACAUUAUGGGCCUAUGAAACAGUAUAAACGUACGGCGACGCCUAUAAAAAAUGCAUAUUACAGCAGAACACCUGUUAAGUCUGGCAUAGUCUUACCUAUAGGUAGUAUGAAUGAUUAUCCUAAUAAUCCGGAAAAUUAUAGAAAAUGUUUUAAAAGUUGUGUUUUUCAAGAANUACCCUAA
Messenger RNA from Daktulosphaira vitifoliae (grape phylloxera), 1205 nucleotides. RefSeq lists its product as uncharacterized. The record is from RefSeq and is a predicted model, not a curated record. The transcript has 2 exons. NCBI's taxonomy places the organism in Eukaryota, Metazoa, Arthropoda, Insecta, Hemiptera, Phylloxeridae. Bases 216 to 1205 code for a protein of 329 amino acids.